CCGUAAUCAAUGGUUAGGUAGCUCUUACUAGUCUUCUCUAUCCCAGAUAGCUGGUCUAUCCGAUAGUACGCUGUCAAUUCGGCUUAGCUCAGUACUAAUCUCCAUGUCCUGACCUGAUUGUCCGUCAAAAUGGUGUUCUGUCCCAUUUGCAGCAAGUCCGUUUCAAGCUUAAAGAUCAACGAUCACAUCGAUUCCGACUGUCAGAACUUUAUCGACGAGCCAACCUCAAGCGCAGAGACCCCCACUUCACAAAAAGCUGCAGUCCCGAGCUUCUUUCAGCCGGCUUCUGCGCGAAAGGCUUCUGCUCAAACCAAUGGAACACGGGAUAUCGCUACGGAUUCCUCCCCGCUCCGCAAUGUCAACGGCAAGCGGACGGCUACGCCAGCGGCCGAGGUCCCUGCAGAGACACCAAGAAGUGAUGACCUACCGUCGGAGCCGAAGCGUCCAAAGAUGAACGCUUUCCAGAAGGCAGCACCGUUGCCGGAGCGGAUGCGUCCGCGAACUCUGGACGAGGUCUGCGGCCAGGAACUCGUAGGCCCGACGGGAGUGCUGCGGGGGCUGAUCGAGCAGGAUCGCGUGCCCAGUAUGGUCCUCUGGGGUGGUCCGGGCACAGGCAAGACCACCAUUGCGCGAGUUAUCGCAACCAUGGUGGGCAGUCGAUUCGUGGAGAUCAACAGCACAAGCAGCGGGGUUGCCGAAUGCAAGAAGAUCUUCGCGGAGGCCAAAAGUGAGCUUGGUCUGACGGGUCGAAAGACCAUCAUUUUUUGCGACGAGAUUCAUCGAUUCUCUAAGUCACAACAGGACGUCUUCCUGGGGCCAGUGGAAAGUGGACAAGUGACGCUCAUCGGUGCGACCACCGAAAACCCCUCUUUCAAAGUACAGAGCGCAUUGCUAUCCCGAUGUCGCACUUUUACCCUGUCCAAGCUCACGGAUGAGGAUAUCCGAGCGAUCCUCCAGCGAGCACUCCGAGUUGAAGGACCCAGCUACUCGCCUACUGAGUUGGUGGACGAUGAAUUAAUCGACUACCUGGCACGAUUCGCCGAUGGGGAUGCGCGCACAUCGCUCAACCUUCUCGAGCUCGCCAUGGAUCUAUCCAAGCGUCCGGGUAUCACCAAGGAUGAGAUCAAGCGCUCCCUAACCAAGACGCUGGUCUAUGACCGUGCGGGCGACCAGCAUUACGAUACUAUCUCAGCGUUCCACAAAGCCAUUCGAGGAAGCGAUCCGGAUGCGGCGCUUUACUAUCUCGCGCGGAUGAUUCAGUCGGGCGAAGACCCUCUGUACAUCGCGCGGCGUUUGAUUGUGGUGGCAUCGGAGGACAUUGGUUUGGCCGACAACAGCAUGCUCACCCUGGCUAUCUCCACACAUUCGGCCGUGGAGAAGAUCGGACUUCCGGAGGCGCGGAUUAACCUGGCGCAUGCGGCAGUGGCAAUGGCGCUAUCGAAGAAGAGUACGCGUUCAUACCGCGGACUCAAUAAUGCCUUUGCGGCCCUGGCAGAACCGGGCGUUGCUGGCCUGCCCGUCCCGAUCCAUUUGCGCAAUGCCCCAACACGGUUGAUGAAGGAGCUGGGGUAUGGGAAAGAGUACAAGUACAAUCCUAGUUAUGUGGAUGGUGAAGUGGUGCAGGACUACCUCCCGGAGCCGAUCCAGGGACGGAAGUUCUUGGAAGACCUCGACUUGGGGACUAAGGUUGAUCCAGACCUGAUGAAGCCCGAGCCGAGCAAACCAAACCACACCACAUCCUCUCCUCCGUCCUCCUCAAUCUCCGCCUCGACCCCCAAACAAAGCACCCGAACAACGACGCCUACCAUGGCCUCGUCCAACCAACCGUUCGGCUCGCGCUCCUACGCCGCAGGCAAGCUACCAGACCGAUCCCUGAACGCAAACACAAUGCCUUUCAGCGCGUCGUCGUUCUCGCGGCACCGCGGGCUAGCCGGCGGCCUCCAAAGUGGCGCAGGGGAGUUCAGCAGCGAGGCCAACAAAAGCAGCCAGCAAGUGCUCGCAGGAGCAGGAGGAGCAGGAGCAGGAGUAGCGCCACCACCACCGAUGCACUCGCAAGCCCACGGGCCAAGCUCCUCACAGGAAUCGAACCCGUUAAGCCGAUUAACAGAGGAACAACGCGAAGAGAUCAAUGAAGCCUUCACACUCUUCGACCUCGACCGCGACCGCCACCUAGACUACCACGAGCUCCGCGUCGCGUUCCGGGCGCUGGGAUUCUCGCUCCCGAAACAAGAACUAAUCUCCCUACUGACGACGUACGGCGUGCCGCGGCCCCAAGUGCAACAGCAGCAGACCCAGCAACAACAACAAACCCCCCAACAGCAGCAACAACAGUCGCAGAUCCUGCAGAAGUCCGGCGGGAACAGUAACAACCCGCAACAUCCGUCCAACCUCCUCAUGCCGCUGUCGUCGUUCCAGGCCGUCACGGCGCUCAAGAUCCUGGAGCGGGAUCCGCGGGACGAGAUCCUGCGCGCGUUUGAGCUGUUCGACGAAGGUGGGAAGGGGUAUAUCGAUCUGGAGGAUCUGCGGCGCGUGGCGCGCGAGCUGGGCGAGACGGGACUCGAGGAGGAGGAGCUGCGCGCUAUGAUUGAGGAGUUUGAUCUUGAGGGUGUUGGUGGUGUUACGAAGGAGGCGUUUGUCAGUAUUUGUUGGCAGUGAACACUUCUCCCCCGAGAGAGAGUGUGUGUGUUUAAGUGAUGCCAGAGGAAGGGUUCAGUGGAACAGAAGCGUAAGGCUUCGAGGUGUCCGGGGCUUUGGGUUUUUGUUUACUUUAUUCCAUUGGGUCAUGCUUACUUGCUUGCUUGUUGGGAUAUAUCCGCAUUUACCUACUAGGCCCGGGUAGUAUUCUACCUACUUAUCAUGCGGUUGUUGUGGGCCAGGAACAACUUGGCUAGUUGAUGUUGUACUUUUUUUGAGUGUCGUUUUCGUGUUUGUGUACAUUUUGGGCAUUGGGCGGGCGCCAAUUUGACUCUACUGUUCUCUCUAGUGAUAUCUUGUAUUGUUCUGUUGCGGUUUCUUCUUCCCCAUUUGGCUACUUGUCUGAAAGAUAUCCUUCCACUAAACCGCAGAACUGUAUGAACUCAACAGCGC
Molecule: messenger RNA, 3087 nt
Organism: Aspergillus homomorphus CBS 101889
Lineage: Eukaryota; Fungi; Ascomycota; Eurotiomycetes; Eurotiales; Aspergillaceae
Product: ssDNA-dependent ATPase MGS1
Exons: 3
Coding region: 130-2655 (841 amino acids)
Biological process (GO): DNA repair; DNA-templated DNA replication; regulation of DNA repair
Cellular component (GO): nucleus
Molecular function (GO): enzyme activator activity; DNA binding; single-stranded DNA helicase activity
Source: RefSeq, a predicted model, not a curated record